Messenger RNA from Zootoca vivipara (common lizard), 1005 nucleotides. RefSeq names its product ciliary microtubule associated protein 3 (gene CIMAP3). Gene Ontology annotation, biological process: regulation of cell projection organization. Gene Ontology annotation, molecular function: cytoskeletal protein binding. NCBI's taxonomy places the organism in Eukaryota, Metazoa, Chordata, Lepidosauria, Squamata, Lacertidae. The record is from RefSeq and is a predicted model, not a curated record.
CAACAGGGCGGCUCGGGACACAAGAGGAGCGCCCUCAGCAUGGUCUUGGGACAACGCCAGCUGACGUGGGAGCUCUCAGCUGCACAGCAACGAAAUUCAUUUGGAUCGUGUCAGGAGAGAAAAAUAUUCCCCGUUUUUUACCCUCCAGAUCGGUUAGGCAAUGAGAAUGUGCCAAUUAAAGGUGAUCCUGAACGUGGACCUGGAGCUUAUAACUAUGCAGAGAAGGACAACCUUCUAUACCAACUGGCUCGCAGACCAGAGAGUACUAAAGGCUACACCAUGGGAGCAAGAACAACGCCACGUUUUGGAAUACUCAGCAAGCAUGUGACUCCUGAUCCUACUGCAUACCAGUCUAUAUGGGCCAGAGACCAACACAGGCGCCACCCUACACGUGUCUCUUUUUGCAGCAAUAUGCCACGAUUUUCGCCGAAGCUUCUGGACAAAGACUUUUAUCCUGGACCUGGAACUUAUAACCCAUACGACACGCCACACAGGCAUGUCACCUGGCCAGGGAGGUUUGGGGCUCCAGACUGGUCUUUAAUACCAACGCCAGUGAAAAGAACACUGAGAAGUGAGCUGCUUACGGACAAAGAUUUUAGGAAGCACCGGAACCUAGUGGCCUACCUGAGCAUAUACUACAGUGAUUAAUUACUCUGGUUGGAGUCGUUCCUCUUCUGUGUACUUGGACUACUAAUUUGCCUUUGUUUUUUUGUUAAGGGAAAUUUAGACUUUGUUAGUUGUUUGUUCCUCUGAUUCAGUUACCAGAUUGAUUCAUAAACAGCUGUCUUGUUAUGCCUCUUACCUUCCUAGUUUUAUUGCCUAGUUCAAAACUGUUGGUUUUAUGUGAAGCACUCAUAACUGUGAAGCCAAAAAGUAUCUUAAAAUGUAGGUGUCUUGACUCUUGCCUGUUGACAACAGCUAUUCCAGCCCUUCAGUUUCCCUUCCUUGCUGCAUGUGCCACUCCUCCCAGUUGGCAGUCAGUUAGGCUUGGAGAAUUUGUAAGAG